AGUCUUUUGCUAGUUUUACUUCCAUCGGACGCGUCCCCAGGUGGCGGAUAGGGGCGGCUUGUUGUAAAAUAUAGUGUCCCACAUAUCACAAGUGAGAACCUUUAUUUUACAUCAAGCCUUAGGGGUUCUAAUCCUCUCGCGGACCAAAUAAAACUAGCCAGGGUGGUACCCAAAAUAACGCCAAAUAUGGAAAGUAAUUUAAAUGAAGAAAAACUUACGGUGCAGAGCCUAAUAACCUCAGUACCGGCGGCUAGUGGUGGUGAGCAAACAGGCCCCCAGUCGUCGUCAUCCAGCGACUGUACGCAACCAAUUUCGGAGGUGGGCAACUUGGCUUCCGUUAUUGAGAAUAUGCCAAGAAGUAAUGAAAAUGAAGAGAUUGUUUUAACAGGUCAGAAAACAGAUACCUCCCUAAACUAUGAAACCGAAACAGCAGAAAAUUCUUUGCAAUCAGAGCCAAAUAAGAAAGAUAUAGAAUCAGAGACCAUCGACAUUAAUAACAUGGAGUCUAAUUCCAAGCUAUUAGUUGAAAACAAUGAAGAAUCCUUUAGCAACAACCCCAUACAAAUUGAGGAAAAUAAAUCGAUAUCAAAUCAAACCCAGGAGGAAAGUUCGUCACAAACCGAACCAAACGAGAAUGAUGAAGAACCUAUUAAUAGCAAACCCAUUCAGAUUGAGGACAAUGCUAACAAUGUGAAUAGGACAAUUGGAAUGGAAGACAGUAAGGAAAGUACUAUGCAAUCUCAACCAGCCGUGAAUAGUGAAGAAACGAUAACAAAAAGCUCCACACAUAUUAGAGAUAACAAUACAGUUAAGAAAAGACUUUCCGGUGCACAACGUAGGAAGCUAAAAAAGAUGGCCAUGAAGCGACAAAAGAGAGAAGCCGCUCAAGCAAUCAAUAAUAAUAUUAAUGGCGCAGUUAAUGAUGACAAUAAUAUAAAAUGUAUCAAAGAAAACCCUUUGCAAGCAGAGUCAAAAAAGAAUGAUAAAGAAUCACAGUCCGAUGUACCAGCAAUGAAUACUCCUAAUUCCGCGUUAUUAUGUAAAACCAUAACAAAUAAAACUAUUUAUGUUGAUGAUAAUAAAGAAAGUAUCAAUGAGAGCUCAUUACAAGCCCAACCGAACGAGAGCAAUAAAGAAUUAGGAACCAACAAGGAUAACACACAGUUUCAGGAUAACACCCAAAUAGAUAACAAUACAGAUACAACUAAAAAAAGACUUUCUGGUGCCCAACGCAGAAAGCUGAGAAAGUUAGAAAUGAUGCAAGAAGGAAGACCAAAACAUCUAUCACAUCUACGAACUAUAACUUCUACAAACACCUCUUCGGAAAUGGGUCCCAGAAGACUUAUUCACAUACAAUACGCGUCAACGAAAGAAUCAAAAAUUGCACAUCCUAAAGUAGUUGUUGGGUUUUUCCCCAACUCUAUCGAUGAUACGAAUGACAAAAUUCUCUCCUUUAUACAAUGGCAAAAUGAAGGACUCUCUGUGUUUGAAUGGAAAUUGCUGCGAAGAACAUUUAAAAACUCCACUGUAAUGUUGACACUAUUAAUUGACAAAAUGUCUGCUGCCAAAUUGGAAGAAGUAAAGGGUGAAAUUUACUAUAAAUUUCGUCAAAUAAAAUUGCAUAUGAAAGAUUACGAUGAAAAAAGGGAUCAUGCAACAAAUAGUACCGAAAGUAUUACGAGGCAUUUAACACCAGCCAAAAUGCCAAGAAUAAAAUAAUAAAUAAACUAUGUACCUUAAUUUUUUAAAACAGCAAUCAAAGAUUCCUCAUGUUAGCUCAAAUAUGAGCCAACUUUAACAAUGCAUUUUCAAAUUACUCAUAGUAUAGCAGAGCUACGGGCCUAUUGUGUUCAAAAGUUACGAAUUACUAAAAAAGUACUCACAAGAGUAUAUAGAGACCUACCGCAGCUCUCAAUCCUCUCAAACAAACAUAUAUGUUGCAGUAUUGAGAACCACUGGCUAAAAAUAAUACGGUUACACUAAGAAAUUGUAUAGAUAAUGUCGGAUAUAUUAAUAACGUUGCAUGGAAAUACUAAAAACCUAACUAUAAAAAAUGUAAAACUACUGCAAAUUUAAAAACUCUUUUUUAGUUUCUAUUCUGUGUGUGAGAAUGUUAAAAUCUAAAACUAU
Lucilia cuprina (Australian sheep blowfly) is the source of this 2130-nucleotide messenger RNA. RefSeq names its product homeobox protein 14-like. The transcript has 3 exons. The record is from RefSeq and is a predicted model, not a curated record. Lineage: Eukaryota; Metazoa; Arthropoda; Insecta; Diptera; Calliphoridae. The coding region runs from base 187 to 1719 and encodes 510 amino acids.